AUGAUCUCAUUUUCGUUCCGCCAUGUCGUGCGGGUGCUCUCAGCGCGCAGACUUUACACGACCGCAUCAGGCGCAAGUUCAGUCAUAACACCCACACAUUCUAUAUACCUCAGCACGUCGACCAACCCAUAUUUCAAUCUCUCGUUCGAAGACUGGCUCUUCAGACACGCGCCUCAGAAGGAACCGUUACUCCUGCUGUAUAGAGAUGCACCGUGUGUUGUCAUAGGACGCAACCAAAAUCCAUGGAAAGAGGUCAACCUCCGUGCAGCCCGUGCGCAAGGGAUUCCGUGGGUGCGCAGGCGCAGCGGGGGCGGGACAGUGUACCAUGACCUCGGUAACACGAACUUCUCCAUCCACGUCCCACGCACGACUUUUGACCGUGGCGCUACUGCGCAGGUCGUCCUCCGGGCUGUGCGUGCGCUCGGUAUCGAUGCAGACGUGAAUGAGCGGAAUGAUAUCUGUGUGGGAGCGGGACGUGCGUACCACCACGGGACGAUGCUGAUUACUACGAGGCUUGAGACGCUGGGAGAUUUGUUGAGGGUGGGCAAGGACACAAUGAUUACGAAGGGUGUCGCGUCUGUGCGUUCGCCGGUGUGUAACCUCGCUCAAUUCAGUGAAAAAGUGAGCCACGACGCGUUCGUGAAUGCUGUCGUGGACUCGUUCAAAGCCGAAUAUGGCGUUCACGACGAGCCAUGCAUCAUCAACGAUACUGACGACCUCGCGCGAAUAGGAUACAUUCAACGCGGGAUGGCGGAGCUACCUAGCUGGGACUGGGCUUUUGGCCAGACUCCCGAAUUCGAGUACACGAUCAAGAAGUCGUUCGUGUGGGGCGAUGUCGUAAGUCCGUUCCUUUCUACAGCACACAUCCACGCUCGACAUGGGACGAUUCUCUCCUGCACGCUGCAAGGGUUGGACUCUGAGCUUGGAAAGGCUCUCGAGGGCAAGCGGUAUGGGUUUAUUGCAGACGAAGAGCUGGGUGUGGAUGUAAGUGGAAGGGAGGAGGUUGUGUGGGCGUGGCUGAAGGAGGAGAUGAGUUCCUAUGAAUGA
Suillus subaureus is the source of this 1047-nucleotide messenger RNA. RefSeq lists its product as uncharacterized. The transcript has 8 exons. Gene Ontology annotation, cellular component: cytoplasm; mitochondrion. The record is from RefSeq and is a predicted model, not a curated record. Gene Ontology annotation, biological process: protein lipoylation. Bases 1 to 1047 code for a protein of 348 amino acids. Gene Ontology annotation, molecular function: lipoyltransferase activity. Lineage: Eukaryota; Fungi; Basidiomycota; Agaricomycetes; Boletales; Suillaceae.